CGUACCAUCAGGGAUAGACUCGUUUACUUUCAGUUUACCUGCUAACCGAUUGCAACGUACACGUGUUGUAAAACGGUUUCACUUUCACUGGAACUAGCCAGCGCAGGAGAGGACUCAUCUCAUAUAAUGGACCGUGAGAAGAGAGAGAAGGCGGGGCGGUUCCAUGUAGAACUGCACCGAGACCGAUCCUCCCGCACAUUGGUGUCCCUCCCAGAGUCAUCCCUGAUUAUGGAUGAAGCCGGACCUUCCGGUCAGGGUAUGUCAGGAGACAUACCUCAGACAUUCUUAGAUGCUUCCAGUUUAAGGCACCUUCGGAGAUCAUCCUGGAACUUUGAAGAAGAAAAUCCAGUGGGCAUAUCGAAUUUUUCUUCACAAAGACCUACCAUUUCUUAUCCGUCUACUUCAUGGACUGAGGUGUUGAAACCGUCUACGUCCGGCGAUGCAUUUAAAAAGUGUAAUCAGCAUUUUCUUCAGCCGGGUGUGAUCAGCAAUAUAGGGUUUGACGAAACAGCUUCGAAAAGUGUGGAUAUCGGGAUUGGUCAAGGUUCGUCAGCCACCCUGACUCGCCAGCAGAGUCUGGAUGAAACGCUAGACUCGACUUCAAGGUCCACUUUAUAUGAUCCGUUCCCAGGAUUCAUGAAUGAGAUGAGGAGCACGCGAUACAGUGACAGAGGGCCGACCUGUUUUCCAAAUGAAAGUGCUACAAGGUACGGAUCCGGAUGGGCAAUACAAGAGCAUUCGUCCAGUCUGUCAGCUCCUUCAUCUAGUCUGCCUGCUCCUUCAUCCAGUUUAUCAGCUCAUUCGCCCAGUUUUUCAGCUUGUAUGCAUCCUGAUAUACAGGCGAUAUCGUCCCGCCCUAAUAUGGACUGUCUACAACGAGAAUUCAGACCCAAAGGCCAGCAACAGCCUAUUAAAGAUCAUGAAAGCGAGCUCGCGAAAACAUAUGAUCAGCUGUAUACCUUUACAAAGAUAAAAACGGAACCUCAGGACUCGACAGGUCUUAACUUACAGGAAGGAACACAUCCAGAACCUUCAAUGAACUUACCUGAAAGGCCGAGUAGAUCAACGUUUAUCGACGAUAGCACCUGCCUUUAUGAUGCCUGCUAUAAGCUGGAAGGAAGGCAAUCGCAACCUUCGAUGGACUUAUCCUUACGACCGCAUAGGUCAGCAUUUACCAGUGACAACACCUAUGAUGCCCUCUACAAACAGGCGAACCUUUCAGAGGCGAACUAUGGACUCGGCAGGCGACGCAGAGCUAAAACAAUGCAUCGUUUGGCGUCAUCUGCAAGUAAAGAAGAAUCCGAUGAAAUGGUGACCACGUUUUCGUCUUCGGCCAAUGAGCUGAUUGGGUAAGUUGUUACCU
This is a messenger RNA of Ostrea edulis (European flat oyster), 1363 nucleotides long. RefSeq lists its product as uncharacterized. NCBI's taxonomy places the organism in Eukaryota, Metazoa, Mollusca, Bivalvia, Ostreida, Ostreidae. The record is from RefSeq and is a predicted model, not a curated record. Bases 127 to 1353 code for a protein of 408 amino acids. The transcript has 3 exons.